UUUUUAUUAUUCAAUUUCUCAAGCAUACGUAUUCCAGUAUUGAUUUAUAACAUAUCCAGGUGUGUGUUUUCUUUAGUUUUGCAUAUUUAUAUUCUACAUGUUUCCAAUAGUUUUUAUGUUUGCCAAGUUAUCAGUAUGUACAAUGGAGAUAGUCUGCAUAUUACAUUAAUUGAGACCCUUUGCAUUGUUGCUAUUCAAAGUGACAAUCGAGAAGAGUUUCCUACUAUCCGUGAUCAGGGUUUGGAGAAGGUGUUAAGCCAAUCUGAUCAGGUGGACUCUUCUUUCGUGACUCGUCUUCCUCAUUGUCAGACCAUGGUUGAAUUGAUGGGGGCACAAGUUUCGAAACCGCUGAUUGCAACCAAGGUGGCUUUUUCACCGAACAAGAUAUUAAGAGCCUACCAUGUUUACAGGUGAUGGCAAUUCCGAAAACGAAGAGCUUAAAGUGAUGUCAAAAGAAGUUGAGUAAAUUCAGUUGGCUGAUGUAGCGACAAUAAGUAGUAAAUGCUGGGAACUAUGAAGUGGAAGUGUGACACCUCGUAUUUUCAAUCUUUCCA
Molecule: messenger RNA, 554 nt
Organism: Helianthus annuus (common sunflower)
Lineage: Eukaryota; Viridiplantae; Streptophyta; Magnoliopsida; Asterales; Asteraceae
Exons: 6
Coding region: 136-414 (92 amino acids)
Source: RefSeq, a predicted model, not a curated record